Messenger RNA from Auanema sp. JU1783, 1668 nucleotides. Lineage: Eukaryota; Metazoa; Nematoda; Chromadorea; Rhabditida; Rhabditidae. The record is from the annotation of a GenBank genome assembly.
AUGGACUCCCUGCUGAGCAGGCGUGAAACCUUUGGUGUCUUCAAACCCUUUUUUCCUAACGAGUCCAGUAUGGUAGAAAGGUUAGGUAACACUGAAACUCUUGAGUCUCACGCAGGAUGCGUAAACACUCUUCGAUGGAAUGAAAAAGGAUCUUUAUUGAUCUCGGGGUCAGAUGACAGAAUGCUUAAAUUGUGGUCUGUCGAUGGAACUUUAAUAAAAACUGUGAACACGGGACAUCGGGGGAUUAUCUUUGCAGCUGAAUUUGUACCUUGUGGGGAAGAUCGAAUUAUAGCUUCAGGGGCUGGAGAUCAUCUUGUAAAGCUCCACGAUAUCAACUCGGACGAAGUAUUGAAUACCUGGUCUUGUAAAGGUCGUGUGAAAAGAAUGGCAACUGCUCAAGAUGAGCCGUAUUUAUUCUGGUCGUCAUCUGAAGAUGGUAACAUCAGGCAAUAUGAUGUUAGAACCAAUAAUGAGGAGGAAAUUAUUCAAACCGGAGCUGUGCCAAUAAAAUCUUUUGCAGUAUGCCAGGGGAGAACUGAAUUGAUCGCUGUUGGGAGUGAGGAACAUUUCACUCCGUUAUAUGACCGUCGUCAACUGAGCAAGCCUUUUAUGACUUUAGCAUCUGCUGAUGCUGUGAUCAAUCGUUCUUCUCGUAUAACGUUCACAACUCACGUAGCUUUCAAUUAUAUGGGAACGGAAGUCAUCGUGAACCAAGGAUGUGGGCCAAUUUAUGUUUAUAACCUUGAAAAUCGCGAGCCUACCGUUCUUCAACGCUUGGAGAGUAUUUUAACGACUCCAGUUCCCGUUACUUAUCGUUAUUCUGACCACAGGGCUCCUGUGCUCGACAAUGUGCGUGCUCUAUUUACUGAAAAAAAUUAUAAUAAGGUGAUUGAAUAUAUCAGCCAGGCUUUGGCUGAGAGCCUGUAUUCUGAUAUGGUGGAGAAAUCAGCAUUGCUCUGUCUCAGAGGAAAAUCAUUUUUAUCGCGAAGAUGGCCAGGAGAUACUUAUGCGGCAGCGAGAGAUUUUAUAGAAGCUGUUCGUAUCAAUCCUGCUCACUGUCGAGCUCUCUGGUGGCUCGUUAGGGCACUCCUUCUUUUAGAGCAAUAUAAAUUAGCUUCACGAUGUAUUGACUUAUAUAAAGAAAGGUUCAAGGAUCUGACAGCUCCCUCUAUAACUACGUUAGAAAAUCAGGUUAAUAUUGGCCUUACUGAACAGAUACCGGAAAACUAUGAAGAAAUGGUUGACGAUCCGCAGUAUCUUGAUUAUCAUCAAAGGUUCACUGGACAUACAAAUUGUCGAACGGAUAUAAAAGAAGCAAACUUUUUCGGGUCACGCGACCAGUUCAUUGUGUCUGGAUCGGAUUCUGGAAGUUUGUACAUAUGGGAUAGAGAUACUGGUAACAUCAAAGUUGCUUUCUAUGCUGAUGAGGAAAUUCUGAACAUAGUUCAACCUCAUCCGAGCAAAUUUAUGCUUGCCACCUCUGGAAUUGAGAAUGUUAUCCGUUUUUGGGAACCUUUGCCGGAAGGCCAGUACGAUUUGAGAAGAGUCGAUAAUGUACAUGAAUUAAAUCGAUUCAACUCUCCACAAUUUGCAUUUUUGGGAAAUAUAGCAGCCACUGGCGUUCGACUUGCUGCAGGGGAGAUGGAAGGGUCUUGCCGAGUUGUAUAG